UUCCCCUUCUUUUCCCUCUUUUCUUACCGCCAAUUCGCCUUAGUGCGAGGUUCGCGCUUGACUUUUUGUAUCCAGCUGUAAACUGGACUGUGUCUACAAUUUCCGGGCUGUUAUGAAUUGCCGUUUAUUAUGACACUCUGUUAAAAACAUUGUGUUUUGCUUUCCUGACCUUUUUGCAACGGGCAAAUCGUUGCUCAAUCUCAUCAAACCAAUGCUCUUGUGAGCUAGCGCAAUUUACCUCAACAUCUAACGCUCUUGUCAAGGCGCCGGUUGAUCCGGCGCACUUAACAUACAGAGUAACCACUAUGAUCAUCACCUAGAUCACAAUGGGCCUGACAACCCCGAUCUCGACUGGGAACUCAACAUUGUUCCGUCCAUAGCAGCCUAUCUAGAUGAAGAGUUGGAGACCUCCAAACUGCGUGAUACUUUGUGCGAUCAAUCGUCAGGUAUCGCCGAAUGCGACGUCCCUCUUGGCAAUCUAGAAGGCUACGACUCUCCUCAAAUGCUGCCAACUUCUCAAUCUAUUUCUUCUCCUGUUCAAUUCACCAUUUUCAGUCCCUCUAAGAACGAAACUCAAUCACCACCAUCUUUCUCCCAUAGCCUUUCUGGCACGUCGCAAUCACCGUCGACGAUUGCUAGCGCCAGCAAUCCAGCCACUCCGCAACUGUCACUUUCGCGCUACAGUUGCGAGAUAUGCUCCAUGGCCUUCAAUCAGCUAUCUGCACUAGCCGACCAUUAUAGAGUUUCGCACUGCCAAAAUAUCUCUGGUUCUUCGAAGCCCUAUAGCUGCGGAAAGCAUAGCUGCCGUUUCAGCCGCCGAGUUGACUUCGAGCGCCACCUGCGGAGCUCGGUCCACUCGCUGGAAAGAUACCGAUGUCGAUGCGGGAAACAGUUUCUUCGACCAGAUCGCCUCCGCGCACAUGCUCAGUCGCCAAAGUGCCGCGGCCGCCUUGGCCUGUACGCGUGCUUAUGUGGACAUGCUGUCGAGAGCUUCCAGGAGCUAUCCAGCCACGUCGGCACAUGUGAUAAAUCGCGCCCCCCUGGUCGACCCAAGAGGAGACAUGAAUAAAGGAGAGAACAUACAGCUUUAGUUGAGAAGAAAACAACUUUUGAGAAGUGAUGCUGCACGACUGCCUUUGUGAAGAACGUCCCUGGCUGGAUGAUUCCACACGAAGUCGAGCACGCAUUUAACGAGUCAGUGCCAACUUGUUGCAAUUCGAAAUACACCAGCAACCUAUUAUCCCGGGUUUCACAUCGCAACACUGCGAUUUUUCUUAGAUGGAGAUACGCCAACGCUCACGCGACCUGAAACACUGGUCACUUUUAUCUCUGCGCACUAGCAUGGAAGGUAGGCUGCAGCAAUGCACUACGAUGGAUAAUAGGUGGUGGUAGUUUUACCGCCCUGGCCUAGUGUUUUCGGGAAUGCAACGGAUGGAAGGAAUAUGGAAAGUCCUGUUUUGAUACGGAGUAUCUAAGCCCAAUUGUCACAUGCUGAAUGAUCAUAUCCAGCCAAUCUGGUCCUGAGCACUUCGUCUGCUAGAGGUCGUGAAGACCCAGGCAAGUCACUCGCCGAUGACUGAACUGACAAAUCUUUCAACAACCAGAAAGACCCAAGAAGCAAGACUUCUUAAUCUGAGGAAUCCCUUGAUGGGAUAGCUAUGGACACCCUCUUCCGAUUUGAGAUCGGUUGAGGUCUGCUGCAAUGGAAAAGGAACUGUCCCUUUACGCAUGGAUGCGCUUUUGUUGGACUUGGUAUGAAUUUUACACUGGAUGUAAGCGCUGUUAUCUUUAUGGCUUUUGGGAUCUUGGAUUUGCGGGAAAGUAUGAGCUGUUUUUGAAGGAAAAGAAGAGUAAGGAAAAAAGGGAUAAGGAAAGGAAAGAUCUUUUAGUCUGAAUACUUAAAGGCUUGGGAAAUUCUUUAUAGUUAUUAUGCCUUUUUUGAUUAAAAAAUUGCUAGUCUUUAGUCUUUUAACUCUCUUGAAAUAUGGCCUUAUAGUAGACCUUUUUUUAUUUAUCUUAAAAGACUCAAGUUUAAAGUUACAA
Molecule: messenger RNA, 2043 nt
Organism: Fusarium verticillioides 7600
Lineage: Eukaryota; Fungi; Ascomycota; Sordariomycetes; Hypocreales; Nectriaceae
Exons: 1
Coding region: 503-1069 (188 amino acids)
Biological process (GO): regulation of transcription by RNA polymerase II
Cellular component (GO): nucleus
Molecular function (GO): RNA polymerase II transcription regulatory region sequence-specific DNA binding; DNA-binding transcription factor activity, RNA polymerase II-specific
Source: RefSeq, a predicted model, not a curated record